AUGAAAGUCGUCCAUGAUCGUGUCUCACAGAUUUACUAUACAUACGGACUGUUUUGUGCCAGCCACCCAUUUGUCACAAUCAUCUCUGUCAUUGUUACAGUACUUAUUACAUGUUAUCCUCUGACCAAUGUCCCCCUGCCUGGAAACACUCCCAUAGAGCACAGAACUCUCAGGUUGGGCUAUGCUGUACCAGACUGGUCUCAUGCAGCUACUGAUGGACCUACGGAUGAUCAGAAACGGCCUCGAUGGUUUGUUGGAGAACCAGUGGCAUACGUCCAGCAGAUUGUCCUCAAGUCUGCAGUGUCACCCUGGCAUCCUCAGCAUAUGGUAGUCUCAGAUGCCUUCAGAGCUCCAUUGUUGUCUGUGUUCAAGAUCAUACAGGAGCUAGACAGUUUCAAAAUGACUGUGGAGGGCAAGGAGAUGUCACUAGCAGACAUUUGCUACAGAGUUUCCGAGCCGGUUAACGCUCACCACCUCCAGCAGCUGCUGCCCAACUACUCCUGUUUCAUCGUGUCACCGGCCAACUUCUGGCAACAAGAUGUUUCCAAAUUCAGUAAAGACCCUGAGAUCAUCAACACAAUCUACAGGAAGUACGGCCAGGUGGUGGAGAGUCCGCCCACAACUAAAGAUCUCUUAUUUGGCAUCCCAUGGAAGGAGACUGGGGUCAGUCGGUACUACAUCCGCAACAGGCAGCGGGUCAUCACAUGUGCUGUCACUGUCAUCAUGAAGCAAUAUGAGCCCAGGUUUAUCUCAGCCCUCAGAGAGAUGCUGGAACAACGGCACCCAGACACAGCUGUCAGUGUCAAUAACUCCCAAGUGGAGGAUCUUGUACAUGUGCACUUUAAGGACAUUAAUUACGUUGUGGAGUACACGCCUCUGAUGGUCACUUACCUUGCUCUCUCGUUGUACUUGUACUUCUCUGUGCGAAAAAUUGAAAUGGUCAAGUCCAAAAUUGGUUUGGCCUUUAGUGCCGUCAUGACUGUCCUGGCAAGCUUGAUGAUGUCUGUCAGUAUCUGCACAGUGUUUGGCAUGAGGCCAACACUUAACCGAGGGGAGAUCUUUCCCUACCUCAUGAUCAUUGUUGGUGUGGAGAAUGUGCUGGUUAUCACCAAAUCAGUGGUCUCCACCCCGGUCCACUUGGACGUGAAGAUCCGCGUUGCACAAGGUCUGAGUCGUGAAGGUUGGUCUAUUACCAAAAACUUGUUGUCAGAGCUAGCCAUUGUGUUUAUUGGCUUCUUCACAUUUGUUCCAGCGAUACAGGAGUUUUGUGCCUUUGCCCUGGUUGGAGUCCUCUCAGACUUCUACCUGCAGAUUGCAUUUUUCGCCACAGUCUUGUCCGUGGAUAUCCGUAGAAUGGAGCUGUCAGAUCUACACCGCCAGAGUGUCCAGCAAGCAGUACAGGAUGACCUGUCCAGUACCUCCAUCAACAUCCAGCCUCUCAUUCUCUGCCCUGUUGCCCAGCAAAGCUCCACAACUCCAGCCUCAACGCGCUCAUCGUCUCCACAUGCUGAUGCUGGCCCAUCAUCUCAUGUAGCCACCCCAGGCCAGACAGAGCGACGCUCCUGCACCCCUUCGCCGGGUAGGACCAGUUUUUCCCGCCACAGUCAGCAGACGGAGAGGCCACGUUAUGAAAUGCCACGUCGUGUGAAGUUCUUCUACUUCCUUGCCAGGUUCCGUAUAGUUCAAAAGUUGAUUAUGGUGUGUACUGUCAUCUGGAUCAUGCUGAUAUUGUACAAGGCCGGACUAGUAGACAGACUGACUGGAGAAGAACAUAGUCGUGGAACACCUCGACCAUCCUUUCCCAGACAGCCUGGGUUCGAGUCGGCUCCAGAUAUGACCAGCAGACAGGCAGAAGGUGACCUCAGUUUGGCAGAUGCAGGGCGCCUGGAGGAGGAGCAGAAACUAGCGUUGGUCAAGCACACAGAUUUGGAGUUGUGGAGACAGUUGUCACAUAAACACUGGCCAAUCUUCUUUCAUAGUUAUAACAUCAGCCUAUCUGGCAGGUACAUUAGCAUCCUGCCAAGCAUACACCUGUCGGAGCUCAUAGACCCACAGACAGCCAUCAGUCUCAGGCCUCCAUCUGAGGAGAUGCCUCCAGUGCUGUUUACACCUUACAACCCAUACCCUGAGGAUGCAGACGCAGGUGAGAAUGACUCUCAGGACGUGGCUCAUGUGAACAGCGGCCCCCAGUUUGAGAACUUCUACCCCAGAUCCCAGAAGGAGUACAUGAUAACAGUUGUGCUGUGUUUUCUCUCUGUCAUUGUGCUGACCUACUUUAUGUAUGUGCUGUAUCGGUGCAUGUGUUCGCGCAACUACUCCCGCUGGCGCCAUUCCUGGCACAGGUCCUCCCGCAGGCGAUCCAAGCCUUACUCUAGGCAGAUCAAAGAGUCGAUGCCCCUGGUUCUCUCAGGACACACACAGAAUAUUGAGUGUUUGCUCGGGGACAACGGACUGGUCAUCAGUUGUUGUCUGGGUGGUCAUCUCAAAGUCUGGAACUCUCAUUCUGGGGAAUGCAUCAACACAAUCAUGAGAAACAGGGAAACCCCGGCAGCCCAGCGUAGGCCGUGUGUGGGGCGCAACAUUGAAGACAGCGAUGCAGAUUUGUAUGCAGAAUACCACGGAGCCAUGGACAGUCGCAGUUCCUCAGAAAGCUCGCUGCUGGAGACUAAAGCUGGCGGGGAUAGUGAUGGUGUCCGAAUCAGAACAGGUCGCAUCCUCCCAGCUGACACCAGUGGGCAUGGGAAAAAAAUUGGGCCUUCCAGAAGAAGCAGCCUCAAGUACCAAGAUCUGGUGCCCGAUCUGGUAUCUUCCAUCAACACUGAGUUUUCCAGCAUGCACCAACCAACACCGGCUAUCAAUUCCUCCACUGGCUAUGACUUUCGGAGCUGGUUUGAAGGUGUGUACGAAGAGCACAGAAGAUUUAUGGCAGACGACAGUCAAAUGCAGCAGCCACGAGUACAUUCCUCCAGCGAUCUCACAAUGAUUGGCAAAUAUGGGGACCGCUCACGCAGCUGGAGUUAUGGGGAUCAGUCGAUGAUAGACAUAUCUGCUACAGAUGAAGAUCUGGUGUGUGGCCAGGCAGCCCCUGUGUGGUGUUUGGCCACGCUGCAUGGUCUCAUUGUGACCGGCUGUGGCAAUGGCCACAUAGAAAUCUGGGAGGCGGAGACAGGAGAGCUUCGAUAUCAUUAUGGAGUCAGUGAGGUCGGAGUCACUGGUCUCUGUGUGGUUGCUAACAAGAUUGUUGCGGCCAGACUAGAUGGCAGCCUGGACUUUCUGGACAUGGAGACGUUUCAGAACCCAGCACUAAACCCGUACACAGCCAGCCCUCGCUCUGCACGUCCACCAAGAGGCCACUCGCACAGCUACAGUACAGGCAGUGUCCAGUCAAUCAAAGUUUGGGACGAGGUCAUCCGCUGUGCCGGGGUCACCACAUGCCGAGCACAUCAGCUGCCCAUUAAUGCCCUCCAGUGUGCUGGGGGUCGGGUCGUCACAGCCAGCCAGGAUCACACAUUGAAAGUGUUCCGGCUGGAGAACUCACUGUGCCUGUACACCAUGCAUGGCCACGAGGGCAGUGUCACAGCUCUGUCUCUGGAUCAGGUGACCCCUUUUGCAGCAGUCAGUGGGUCAGUGGAUGGGACAGUGAGGAUCUGGGAUCUCAUCACAGGCACCUGUGUCCAUGUGUUUGACUGGCACCAUGCAGCAGUGGUCACCUUGACCAUCUCGCCUCUCUACAUUGUCAGUGUUGGGCUGGACGAUUACAUGUGUGUCUGGGACAGGGCCAAGUCAGUGCUUUUGCAUAAAAUUCAUCUG
Molecule: messenger RNA, 3810 nt
Organism: Candidula unifasciata
Lineage: Eukaryota; Metazoa; Mollusca; Gastropoda; Stylommatophora; Geomitridae
Source: the annotation of a GenBank genome assembly